CUGCUGGGCGGCGCCGCGUGCUGCGCCUGCGGCGUGCCGGGCAGCUCCGCGCGGGACGAGGCCCAGGCGGCCAGCCCCACCGCGGGGCCAGCUGCGGACGAGGCCGAGGAGGACGUCUCGGGGCUGGUGACCUCUGCGACCAUCGCCGCGCUGGCCCCCACGCGCAGCUCCCGCGGCUCCCGCGAGGCGCCGCGGCGGGGCCCCGCGCGCAAGGUCUCGGACAGCUCCGACGAGCCCGCCGCGGCCGCGCCCCGGCGCGGCCCGCCGGACGACUCAGACUCCGACGGCGUGGCCGCGCGCAAGAGGUCGUCGGAGCCGGCGGAGGAGCCGGGCGCCGAG
Molecule: messenger RNA, 339 nt
Organism: Prorocentrum cordatum
Lineage: Eukaryota; Dinophyceae; Prorocentrales; Prorocentraceae
Source: the annotation of a GenBank genome assembly